UUCACAGUUUUGUUUGGGCGGUGAGCCGGAAAAGUUCUAAUCAUCGCAAAAAUGCUAAAAGUUCGCAGUGCUCUAUCAUUAAUUCAGUCGCAAAAAGCGACUCUCUCGCUCGCCACUCAAAAGCGCUGGCAAACUAAUGUGGCGACUGCAGAAGCUAGAGAGGAUUCGGAAUGGCUGCAGGCUAAGCCAUUUGAGCAGAUCCCUCGACUCAACAUGUGGGCAUUGUCGAUGAAAAUGUCCAUGCCGGGUGGGAAAUACAAGAACAUGGAACUGAUGGAGAUGUUUGAGGCGAUGAGACAGGACUACGGCGAUAUAUUCUUUAUGCCAGGUAUUAUGGGUAACCCACCAUUCCUAAGCACCCACAAUCCCCAGGACUUCGAGGUGGUAUUUCGCAACGAGGGUGUGUGGCCCAAUCGUCCAGGCAACUAUACAUUGCUCUACCACCGCGAGGAGUACAGGAAGGACUUCUACCAGGGCGUCAUGGGCGUCAUUCCGACGCAGGGCAAGCCAUGGGGCGACUUUAGAACCGUCGUUAAUCCCGUGCUUAUGCAGCCAAAAAAUGUGCGAUUGUAUUACAAGAAGAUGUCGCAAGUCAACCAGGAGUUUGUUCAGCGCAUUCUCGAACUGAGAGAUCCCGAUACUCUUGAGGCUCCCGACGACUUCAUAGACACCAUCAACCGCUGGACCUUGGAAUCCGUAUCCGUGGUGGCCCUGGAUAAGCAACUGGGUUUGCUCAAGAACUCAAAUAAGGAAAGCGAGGCCCUCAAGCUUUUCCACUACCUGGAUGAGUUCUUUAUAGUAUCCAUUGAUCUGGAAAUGAAGCCCUCGCCCUGGCGCUACAUUAAAACUCCCAAGUUGAAGCGAUUGAUGCGAGCUUUGGAUGGUAUUCAGGAAGUAACUCUGGCCUACGUUGAUGAGGCUAUAGAACGGCUGGAUAAGGAGGCCAAGGAGGGCGUGGUGCGUCCGGAGAAUGAACAAAGUGUGCUCGAGAAACUGCUGAAGGUAGACAGAAAGGUGGCCACUGUUAUGGCCAUGGAUAUGCUAAUGGCAGGAGUUGAUACGACAUCGAGCACCUUUACAGCACUAUUGCUGUGCCUUGCCAAGAAUCCCGAGAAGCAGGCCAGGCUCAGGGAGGAGGUGAUGAAGGUGCUGCCCAACAAGAAUUCCGAAUUCACUGAAGCAUCGAUGAAGAACGUUCCCUAUUUGCGUGCCUGCAUAAAGGAAUCCCAGCGAUUGCAUCCCCUGAUUGUGGGAAAUGCUCGCGUCCUUGCCAGAGAUGCUGUCCUCAGUGGAUACCGAGUGCCAGCUGGAACUUACGUGAACAUUGUUCCCCUGAAUGCCCUGACCAGGGAUGAGUACUUCCCACAGGCAUCUGAGUUCCUGCCGGAACGCUGGCUGCGAAGUCCCAAGGACUCGGAAUCGAAGUGUCCGGCAAAUGAACUGAAGUCAACGAAUCCAUUCGUAUUUCUGCCCUUCGGAUUUGGACCACGGAUGUGCGUGGGCAAACGCAUUGUGGAAAUGGAACUGGAAUUGGGUACCGCUCGUCUCAUUCGCAAUUUCAACGUGGAGUUCAAUUAUCCCACGGAGAAUGCGUUCCGAUCUGCAUUGAUCAACUUGCCAAACAUUCCGCUCAAGUUUAAAUUCAUCGAUUUACCAAACUAACCUAUAGAUAUUAAAAGCGAUAUACAGUCAUGGUC
Molecule: messenger RNA, 1697 nt
Organism: Drosophila melanogaster (fruit fly)
Lineage: Eukaryota; Metazoa; Arthropoda; Insecta; Diptera; Drosophilidae
Gene: Cyp12a4
Product: cytochrome P450 12a4
Exons: 4
Coding region: 52-1662 (536 amino acids)
Cellular component (GO): mitochondrial membrane
Molecular function (GO): monooxygenase activity; heme binding; oxidoreductase activity, acting on paired donors, with incorporation or reduction of molecular oxygen
Source: RefSeq, marked reviewed